Ochlerotatus camptorhynchus is the source of this 1825-nucleotide messenger RNA. Its product is annotated as PAT complex subunit CCDC47. Bases 190 to 1650 code for a protein of 486 amino acids. The transcript is spliced from 4 exons. The record is from RefSeq and is a predicted model, not a curated record. Lineage: Eukaryota; Metazoa; Arthropoda; Insecta; Diptera; Culicidae. Gene Ontology annotation, cellular component: endoplasmic reticulum. Gene Ontology annotation, biological process: endoplasmic reticulum calcium ion homeostasis. Gene Ontology annotation, molecular function: calcium ion binding.
GACAGAUCGAAGCUGUUCUUCACCCAAUGCAAGAGCACAAAUCGAUAAAAGUUAAGUUAACUUAUUAAUCCAUUGCAGAAUCGUAAAAUUGUUUAAAAUAACUAUAUCAAGUUUAAGUAUUCAUCAACGGUAUAAUUUCUAGUGGCUGUUGUUGAGUAAAACCCUCGAGGGUUUUACAGCACCGAAAAAAUGCGGCUGCAUAUUGCAUUCUUAGUAGCGGCAUCAUUGUGCCUGCUACAGAAACCAUUUGCAGCAGCUGAAAACUUUGAAGAAAAUGAUUUUGCUGAGUUCGAAGAUUUCGAUGAAGAUGAGUUUAUCGUGGGAAACACAGCCAGUGACGGUCAACAACCAGGUAGUGUUGAUUCGAAUUCUAAUUCAGGGAAAGCCAACAUCAAUGCCAACACAGCUCAGGACAAUGAUAAUGAUUUUGCCGAAAUUGAUGAUAACGAUGAAGAUGAAGCCGUAGUUGAAGAUGAAGAGAACGAGUUCGAACACUUCCAAGAUGAAGAGGAAUUUGAAGGUUUCCCUGCUACGAUGGGUGAUCAGGAUGAAGUUAAAUUGGCAGAUACAAAGAAAUCAGAGCCCAAGUUGACGAUGGCCAAGGUACCAAUGCACUUUAGGACCCAUUGGGAUUCUUACUGGUUGGAAAUGUUGAUGCUUGCCGGUUUGUUGGCAUAUUUUGCAAAUUACUUGUACGGCAACAAGAAAAAUUCAACUAUCGCCAGCUUGUGGCUUUCAACCCAUAAAAGCUUACUGGAGGAUAACUUUGUGCUCGUCGGCGACGAUGGUAAGAAAGAAACCGAAGCCUCUACAUUCAGCUUCAUCAAGGAAAGCGAAAGCAUUUAUACACUAUGGUGCAGUGGACGCACUUGCUGUGAAGGUAUGUUGGUAGAGCUAAAAAUGAUUAAACGACAAGACCUCGUUUCAUUGAUUGCCGGAAUAAUGAAGCCCGUUCACGAUCAGUUACAUAUCAAAGUUGAAAUGUCGCCCGAUUCAAUGGAUAAUUUUGUAUUUUGCGUCGCUAAUAAGAAGCAGGCUACAAAAAUGUUCAAAGAAAUGAAUGAUUUGAGCAAAUUUUGCACGCUAGUCAACAAAGCUGAUGAAAAGUACAACAUGCCUGGUUACUCAUUGUUAUCGGAAGUUGCCGAAGCAUCUUCUAGUUUGUUAGAUAGUAGACUGAUAGCAGCUUUGAAUAAGUAUUCACACCUAAUUGAGUAUAUUCACGUUUCGGAUCAGUUUAGUGGACCAGUUCAACAAGACGAUCCCAACACCCUGAAACAACCCGAAGUCAAACGCAUCUUGCAUUGCGGUUUCAACAUGCCCGCUAAAAUUGAUAUGGAAGAGAUGAAGCCACUGCUGAUUCUUGUGCUUUAUCUCAUGGAACGUAUCAAGCGCUUUCGUUUAUCCAAAGAGGGUAAAUCAAAGUCUGACAAAAACCGCGCCCGAGUAGAGGAGGAAUUUAUGAAAAAUACCCAUGCAGCCCGUGCCGAAGCUGCAGCCCAACGUCGCGAGGAGAAGCGUAAAGCCGAAAAGGAAAAGGUAUUGGCCAUUGAUGAUCCGGACAAGCAAAGACGCUGGGAAGAGAAGGAAAGAAAACGUCUCGAGAAGAAGCGUCCUAAAAUGAAGCAACUCUCGAUUAAGGCACUUUAAGACGAUCAAAUGUAGAGAAACUGUUCACAGUUUUCUGUGGACAUUUCACAACCUCAUGGUUAAGAUAGUAGGUAAAAUCAUUCAUAUUAGAUAAAUCCACUGUCAUUUUCUUGUGGUUAGUAGCGAACUGUGUAGUAACGGUAAUAUAAAAUAAAGAAUUAUUGAUUGCCACGUU